CUUCCUAUGGGCUGUGCCAGCUCUUCCCAAAUCUUCCAGUCCGUCAGUGAUGCGCUCGUCUGGAUCGCGCAGAACAAAUUCGGGGCGGGUCCCAUUGUUUCUGUUUUGGACGACUUCCUCUUCAUCGGCGAGUCGCGCGCAGCGUGUCAGCGCUCGCUCGGCGGCUUUCAGGCCAUGUGCCGUGACUUGGCGAUCCCGCUGCGUCGCGACAAGACCGUGGCGCCGUGCCGGUCCCUCACCUUCCUCGGGGUGGUAUUGGACCUUGAGCGCGGCGAGCUGCGGCUGCCAGCUGACAAGCUGGCACGUGCCAGGGCAGGCCUCACGAGCCUGCUGGCCCGCCGGAAAGCGCCCCUCCGCAUGGUCCGUGAAUGCACGGGGCUCCUCAGCUUUGCGUGCACCGCAGUGCCACUCGGUCGCCCGUUCCUACGGCGCAUGUUCGACUUGUGUCGCGGCGUGUCGCGCCCUCACCACCGCGUCACGAUCACCCGGGCGGCCAGACAGGAUAUGCGCGCCUGGCUGCUGUUUCUAGACCGUUUCCCAGGCCGCGCGAUUCUCGCUCACCGGCGCUGGUUGUUGGAGCCGGGUCUUAUCCUGGAGACGGACGCCUCCAGCUCGGUCGGGCUCGGUGCCAUCUGCGGCGAGGACUGGCUCCUGGGGCCGUGGCCCGCGUCCCUCCGCGAGGCCCCUAUCAGCGUUUUGGAACUAGUGGCUGGCGUCCUUGUGCGCUCAGAUAACUCCGCUGUGGUGGCCUGUAUAACCUCUCAGUCAUCUCGCUCGCCUGCCCUAAUGCCAUGGCUCCGAUUCCUUUUUCUCACCACCGUCUCUCAUAACAUUCUCGUGCGUGCCGUGCACACACCCGGCAUCGCCAAUGCAGCAGCUGACGCCCUGUCCCGCGGUCUUGUGCAGGUCUUCAAGGAGCUCCGCCCGUCCGCAGCAGCCACGCCGACGUCCUGGGACUGGCCGGCCUGCGGCACGCUCUCACCGUUCACCAGCUAGCUGGUGCCGCGCUAGCUCCUGCCACCAUUCGCUCUUAUCGAGCAGUGUGGGGCCAAAUCCGCGUUUUCCUCACUCUGCCGCCCACUGCUGCCCUGUUUCCCAUCUCAGUGGCCGACACUGCUGAUUUCCUGGCCUCUCGACACGAGCAGGGCUGUUCCGCUUCCACCCUCGCCGCCGAGGCGUCUGCCAUCUCCUACGGCCACAAGCUAGCCGGCGCGCCGGAUCCCACGGCGGACUUCCGGGUGCGACAGCUGUUAGCGGGAUCCCGCCGGCUACGGCCGAGUGCGGACAACCGCCUCGCCGUCUCCCUGACCGAGCUCGGCGAGCUCUGCGCCGCACUCCAUUUCCUAGGCCUCUCCCCGGUAGACCGUGCUGCAUUCCGUGCCAUCUUUACAUUGGCUUUCUUUGCUAUGCUUCGCCCGGGCGAGGUCGUGCGCGGCCGAGACCUGACCCACACAGUCCGACUCAGCCACGUGAGUCUCGUCGGCCCCCAGCUUUCUCUCACCAUUCCAUCCUCAAAAACGUCGGCCUCCCCGUUCACCACCACGCUUCGAGCCCGGCCUGAUCUUGCCACGUGUCCGGUCGCCGCUGUCCGCGACUACCUCGCGGUCCGCGGCACGGGCCUUCCUGAUGACGCACUGUUUAUCGGCGGCCAUCGCCGCCCUCUGACAUCGCGCGAUCUCACUCGCGUACUUCGCAUGGCGGGCCGUCGAGCUGGUCUCAACCCAGCCCGCCUCUCCGGGCACUGCCUUCGCAUCAGCGGCGCCUCCCACGGCGCCGCAGUCGGACUAACGGAGCCUCAACUCUGCCACGCCGGCCGCUGGUCGUCCCAGGCCGUGCGGCGAUACGUACGGCGGCCGGUCUCCCUCCUUCAGGCAUCCUAAGCGGCGGGUCCCGUCCAAAGAGGGUUAACGUUGCCGGCCUUCCACCGCUACCGCUCCCAAACCCGAGCCACAGCUGCCCGUUCUAGGUCUGGGUGCACGGGCCGCGCCCUAGCAGGCGUAGCGGCAGUCCCGACGCUGCCUGUUCAGGCCCGGGCUCCCAAACCGCCGCCCUCGCAGGCGGAGCGGCGGCGUCCUUGGCCACCUGCCUGUUUUCGGUCCGGGAUCCCGGACCGCCGCCUUCACGGGCGAGCGGCAGUCUUGUCAGCUGCCUGUUUUAGGUCCGGGCCCCCGGACCCCCGCCUCACGGGCGGAGCGGUAGUCUGUCAGCUGCCUGUUUCAGGUCCGGGCUCUGGGACCGCCGCCCUCGCCGGCGGAGCGGCAGUCCCAACUCCCGACGGCUGCGCGCCACAGUGAUGUAUCUGUAUAUAUGUAACGUCGGGCUCGCGUGUUCAUUGUUGGUUUAGCUCGCCCGCACAGCCAUAACCCAGAUGCAACUGCAGUUUCUACGCCACAGCCGCACCGCCGACGGUGCCAUGUUUGUGCGUCGCGUGAGGUGAAUUACGCCGUGCGCGGCAUGUCAUGUCCUCUGCCGUCGCGUUAUCGCCACGUCUGUUAAUCCAGAGGCAUCCAUCGUUUUCCAUUAGCUUUCUGCCGCCCUGGCAAUUUUGUUCAUAGCGAAUGCCUCUCCGUUCCGCGCGGGUGCAGAUGGGGUGUUGGGCGUAAUCUGCACCCAAAGUGCAUGACGGGUGUACAAACGUACGAAUACACAGACCCAUAUUCAUCAGUCAUGCAUUUGCAAGCGCAGCGGAACGGAGAAAUGCAUUUGACGAGCGACACCUACGGGGUCGUGCGGCAAAAACUUUCUCUGUCCGCGGGCGCCACUGCAGCGACACCUGCCGUGUGGCUCCAACACUAUUGGCUCAGUCUGUGCGCCCACGCCGUGCCGCGAACACUGAUCCUACACAUUGUUCAGCGUUCUUGUCUUUCCGAUUGUCCACCGCCACCCCGCCGCCGCCUGUGGUACUGUGUUUCCAUGCAUUGCUGGCUGUGUAAGCGUAAUCUGCACCCAAAGUGCAUGACGGGUGUACAAACGUACGAAUACACAGACCCAUAUUCAUC
This is a messenger RNA of Amphibalanus amphitrite, 2999 nucleotides long. RefSeq lists its product as uncharacterized. Lineage: Eukaryota; Metazoa; Arthropoda; Thecostraca; Balanomorpha; Balanidae. The record is from RefSeq and is a predicted model, not a curated record. Bases 7 to 996 code for a protein of 329 amino acids. The transcript has 2 exons.